CUUUGUUUUCUUCUCCAAAUCUCUGUCACAAAUCAAACUGAGACAAGCUCCAACGACGGCGGACUCGACAAUCUCCGACGAACUCGGCGAUCUCCACGAUCUUCGGCGAACUCGACAAUCUCCGGCGAAUUCGGCUAUCUUCAAGUUUGUUUGUUGUUAUUUUUGUCAAUAGAGAGAGUGUUGGCGUGAGGAUGAGCUGUUAUCGAGGUAUACCAAUUACUUUGCAAAGCACUCUCCGGAGUAUCGUUCCCAUGGGUGAAGAUGUUCAACGAGUCUCCUGAUUUGUCCACUCUCAUCGAUGUUCCCUUGUCUCAUAUUCCUCAAUCUGUCUACAGAACAACACGCAAUUGGCACAACAAGGGGCUGGUGACGACUCCAAAUCCCAGGUGGUACAGACCUAUUGCAAAUAGAAAUUCAUGCAUUGUGAAUGUUCGCCGUUGUAAGGGUUUUGUUUCCGCCAUGACCACCAAACGCGCUUACAAGCUCUGUGGAUGCUUUUCCAAUGACCAUGAUGUUUGGGAUGUGCUCUGUACUCCAGUAGUUUCCGAUGAAAACUUGUGUCUUUACGGACUUCCAAACGGGUCAUGGGAGGUUGAUCUCCCUGUCGACGAGGUCCCUCCUGAGCUUCCUGAACCAGCUCUUGGCAUCAACUUCGCAAGGGAUGGUAUGGCAAAGGAAAACUGGGUUUCUCUGAUUGCAGUUCACUCUGACUCUUGGCUCAUCUCUGCUGCCUUUUACAUUGGUGCACGUUUCUCUUUUGAUAAAAACUAGAGGAUGAGGCUGUUCCUGAUGAUAAAUGAUCUUCCAACCAUUUACGAGGUUGUAACCGGCAAAGCAAAGCAAUCCAAGGAUCAAUCUGCAAAAAGUGGCAGAAGCAAGUCUAGUGGUGUCACUCAAACGGACAUAAAACUCUUCUUUGAGGCUGUGUGGAGAGGUUUUACGUCUAAGGCUUCUGGGAGAUCAUCAAUCAUCCAACUAGAAUCGGUUUCGUUGAGUUUGUCAUGGCUGAAAGUGCAAUAGCUGCUCUCAACUGCAGUGGCGUGCUUCUUGGUUCUUUACCCAUAAGGGUGAGUCCCUCAAAGACACCUGUUCGUUCCCGUGCUGUCCCUUGACAACAACAGUAGCAGCUACAAGUUUAUUAGACAUAAAUAUGAUUUAUCAACUCUCCUAUAAACUUGUCAUAAACCCAUCGAGAAAACAAAAAAAAAAACUCUUACAAACCCUUAUAAGAGCUUAUAAAUUUAUUUAUAAAUAUUUAUAAUUUGAUUUAUCAAUG
Molecule: messenger RNA, 1276 nt
Organism: Raphanus sativus (radish)
Lineage: Eukaryota; Viridiplantae; Streptophyta; Magnoliopsida; Brassicales; Brassicaceae
Product: PHD finger protein ALFIN-LIKE 6-like
Exons: 8
Coding region: 262-771 (169 amino acids)
Biological process (GO): regulation of DNA-templated transcription
Cellular component (GO): nucleus
Molecular function (GO): histone binding; transcription coregulator activity; transcription cis-regulatory region binding
Source: RefSeq, a predicted model, not a curated record